This is a messenger RNA of Durio zibethinus, 1839 nucleotides long. Its product is annotated as ranBP2-type zinc finger protein At1g67325-like. The record is from RefSeq and is a predicted model, not a curated record. Lineage: Eukaryota; Viridiplantae; Streptophyta; Magnoliopsida; Malvales; Malvaceae.
AUCCAAAUUCCAAAAUAUGAAGAGGUCCCCAAGUCCAAACAAGUGGGACCAUCGAAAUCACCUUAACUAAACGGCGUCAGAAAAUCAGACGGCAACACUAACGGCCUUCUAUUUAAAACGAAAAUUUAAGUAAAUCCCCCACUUUUAUGUUUUAAAGCCCGUUACCGCCCUUUAAUCGUAGGGCAAAUUCCCGAUUCCCACUCUCUCUCUUGCGCGCCUGUUCUUCGAAUCUUCAAACCAAAAGAAGCAUAUCGCCCUCUAUCGCUGCCGCCUCAAUGUCUCAGGUCGAUAAUAGAAACUCUUCGGCAGCCAAACGUGCUAGAACGGAUGGUGGUCGUAGGGAAGAUGAUUGGACAUGCCCUAGUUGUGGGAAUGUCAAUUUUUCAUUUAGGACUAGUUGUAAUAUGCGCAAUUGCACUCAACCCAGGCCAGCUGAUCAUAAUUCAAAACCUGCUGCGAAGCCUCUACAAGCCCAACAGAGUUACUCGUCGUCUGCUCCAUAUGUAGGUUCUUGUGUACCAUCUUCAAUGUAUCUGGGUGUACCACCUUAUGGUUCUUCCCUCUUCAACGGUUCUGCAAUUCUUCCAUAUGAUGUUCCUUUUUCUGGAGGAUUAGCUUAUCAUUACAAUUAUGGCAGUCGUCUUUCUGGUGGCAGUCCCUACCAGCCACUGCAUAUGUCUGGACCACCCUCUUAUUCUAGUGGCUCUAUGAUUGGAAAUGGUGGGAUGUAUGGCAUGCCUCUGAUGGACCAGUAUGGCUUGGGGUCGCCCAUUGGCCCUCUAAUGGGACCAAGGCCAGGAUUUUUUCCAGAUGAUAAAUUACAGAAAAAGGGUGCAGAUGCUAUGCAUGAUAAUGAUUGGAUGUGCCCAAAAUGUGGGAAUAUCAACUUCUCUUUCAGAACUGUCUGUAACUUGCGGAAAUGCAACACACCUAAGCCUGGAUCUCAGGCUUCAAAAUCAGAUAAAAAUUCAAAACAAAAGAUGCCUGAGGGAAGCUGGAAGUGUGAGAAAUGUAGCAAUAUUAACUAUCCUUUUAGGACAAAGUGCAAUAGACAAAAUUGUGGGGCUGACAAACCGUCUGAGUCAAAGAAGUCCCCCUCACCAACAACUAAUGAAAAUGAUAAGGUAGGUUUUGUACUUUGGAAUCAACUCAUCUAUGGACUUAGAUAUGUUGCUAGUUGGGAAAAUACCGCAGGUUGCACAUUUCUGGUUUUCAUUCAGUUUUUUGUUGUCUGUGUUGAGAUGUAUUUGUUCCAAAAGAAGGCUUCUGGUAGAAGCAUAAGAAGUACUCAGCUUCCAAUAUUUAAUUAGAUCUAUGGUCAAGUAAUGCCUGGAGUAGGAAAUCUCUUCAGUUAUUUUCUUGAUUGACUAUAGGAAGCAGAGGCCCAUUUUGUAAAGUGUUUUUUUCUUGUGACUCGAUAUAAUCAGGGAUCUAUUGUUGUGAUUUUGCAAGAUUUCAUUAGAUCUUUCAGAAAUUACACAUUGAUCCCUAUAUGAUAAUUACUGGAGUAUGAUUGGUCACUAUGUCUCCUAUUUUGCACCAUCAUAGGUUAAGCCUAGUCCUCCCUGGUACAUUAUAAUUGCAUUGAUGUUAAAAUACUCUUGUCAACUUUGCUGUUUGUAAUAUGUAUUUUCCCCGUCAUUGGAGGAUGGUCAUCUUGAAUUGAGAACUCGUUGGAUUCUUGUCGGUAUACAUGUUGCAUAAGUCCCUUAUUGUUCAUAUGAUUGAUUAAGUUAAUGUUGCAUGUUGCAUGGAGAAAAUGUCUGUUUGAUUAAGUUCACGAAGCUGCCUGUCUAGAAGCCCAUGGUGAUGUCAUAAUUUUUGGUUCUCAUGAUUGAA